Striga hermonthica is the source of this 1107-nucleotide messenger RNA. Lineage: Eukaryota; Viridiplantae; Streptophyta; Magnoliopsida; Lamiales; Orobanchaceae. The record is from the annotation of a GenBank genome assembly.
AUGAUGAGAACUUGGACAGCAAAUCCAAGGCAUGAAUAUGCAGCCAUCAUCGUACUAAACAACAAUGAUAAUGAUGGCCAUGAAAGCGAGUUUUCACUUGACUUUACAACGGAUUUUGUGUUAUACGCAAUAAUAGCUGUACUCGUCAUGGUAAUCGCGCUUAUCAUGAAACUAAUGAGGAAUAUCAAUCGAGACAAUAUUAGGGCUACCGAUGGACAGAAUGUGCCGCUAUCAACUGAGAGCAGCAGAUUAUUAUUAUCGUCAUCAUCAGAGGAGAGGACUUUCUCCAGUUGCUCAUCUUAUGGAACCAUCAAUAACAGUGACGAAGAGGAUUUAUUAGAAUCCGGAAAAUUAAGGAAUUGCAGUUCAUCGUCCGAGGAUUUGUACGAUGUAAAGAUAUGUGUGAUAUGCUACGACCAUCGAAGGAAUUGCUUCUUUGUUCCAUGUGGACACUGUAUUUCCUGCAUCCCUUGUGCCAAGAGGAUUAUAAGGGGAGAAAUCAAGAGCUGUCCAAUAUGCCGGACAUUUAUCAACAAAGUUGCCAAUUCACCUCUCACGCCCGUUCUCCUUCAUACAUCUCACGCCGCCCAGCCUCCCCUCAGCACCUCCACCUCAGCCUCCUUAAGUUGCCGCUUUACAACCCCACAACCUCGCCUCCGUCGCAAGUCUCAAACCCCAGAGCCUCGCCUCUGUCGCAAGUUGCAACCCCACAGUUCGGCUCAGUCGCCGCCUCCCCACAGCCCAGCCUCCAAAAUCGCUCGUCGACUCCAUAGGGUUAUGAAGUCAAAGGAGGUUUUAUUGCAUAAAUGGGCAUUCAAAGCAAGCUACACUAGCAAGUUGAAGAUCCCAGCAGCUCCAAUCGCAACCCAACAUAGCCAAGAGACGGAAACUUACCUCCAAGGCGGUCCCAGAAGCCAGAGGCGGUCGCAUUCGAAGAUUCCGAUAUGGAGGUGCAAAGUCCCAAUCUCUGGCCAACCCGACAAAUUCGUCGCAACCGCCAGAGCGCUGACCCAUCCACUGGCCCUCGUCCCUCCCUACGCCACCGCUAAUACAGAAUCCGGCGACCUGACCACCAGAUUUCACUUGAAAAAGCAAAAGCGGCAGUAG